Messenger RNA from Danio aesculapii, 528 nucleotides. It is a transcript of the gene uqcr10, whose product is annotated as cytochrome b-c1 complex subunit 9. The transcript is spliced from 2 exons. Bases 35 to 223 code for a protein of 62 amino acids. NCBI's taxonomy places the organism in Eukaryota, Metazoa, Chordata, Actinopteri, Cypriniformes, Danionidae. Gene Ontology annotation, biological process: mitochondrial electron transport, ubiquinol to cytochrome c. The record is from RefSeq and is a predicted model, not a curated record.
CUCCCACAAUAUCCGGGAGACUUCAUUGACCAUCAUGGCGCUCUCCAAAACGGUCUACAAUCUGCUCUUCAGAAGAUCGUCCACUUUCGCCGUGACUGUAGUCGUGGGCGCUGUUUUCUUCGAGAGGGUGUUUGAUCAGGGUGGAAAUGCUUUGUUUGAAGGCAUAAAUCGGGGGAAACUCUGGAAACACAUCAAACACAACUAUGAGCAGAAGGAGGAAUAAUAACGGUGGAUUUGAAGCAGCCGGUGGAGCCUUCAGUCAUUCAUUCUGUCAUCAUCCAGCUCCCAUGUGGGCCUGACUGAGGAUCCGCUGGUGUUUUCAGUGUCCUGCGACCGGCGUUUUCCACCAUGCAGCCGGAUUGAAGAUCUGCGGACACCAACAGAGACUGAUCACUGAAUCCUGAUCAAAUGUCUGAUCACACGACCUCCUCAUUAUUGUGUGCUUAGUCACAUUCUUCUUCUUCGUUUGUAAAUGUGCUUAUCAUUUAGAUCUGUAUGAAUAAACUCAACAACCCUGAAACUGCUGAA